AUGGCCCCCUCCCGUGCUGGCCAGCUGGGCAGCCGCGCGCCUCCUCCCCGCAAAAUCCAUGUUAUAUCAAGCGCACCACUCGGGCGCCCCCUUCCUCCCCUGCAGCUGUACUACGUGCUGGUGCUGGUGGGGGCCACGCUGGUGUUCUGGCGCGACAGCCCCGCGGGGCUCAUCGCCAUCUCCAUGAUGUGCGGCGGGGACGGCCUGGCGGACAUCGUGGGGCGGCGCCUGGGGGCCGGCAACAGGCUGCCCUGGAACCCCGCCAAGAGCUGGGCCGGCAGCGCGGCCAUGUUCCUGGGGGGAGGCGCCAUGGCCAUGGGCUUCAUCGCCCUGUUCUGUAGCCUGGGCUUCUUCCCCUUCUACCCUCCCGCCACCCUGGUGCCCAUCGUCAGCACGGUCUGCCUCGUGUGCACCCUCAUAGAGUCACUGCCCAUCAACGACUGGCUAGACGCAGCGGUCGGCGUGUCCAUGCUGCUGCUACCGCUGGCCGCGGCCGCGGCUGUGGGCAUCGCCGUGGACGUGGGGCAGGGCGUGGUGCCGCGCGUGCCCGUGCUGGCGCUCGCGCGCGCCCUGCCCCUGCGCUGA
Molecule: messenger RNA, 585 nt
Organism: Monoraphidium neglectum
Lineage: Eukaryota; Viridiplantae; Chlorophyta; Chlorophyceae; Sphaeropleales; Selenastraceae
Product: Phytol kinase 1
Exons: 3
Coding region: 1-585 (194 amino acids)
Molecular function (GO): kinase activity
Source: RefSeq, a predicted model, not a curated record